Guyanagaster necrorhizus is the source of this 639-nucleotide messenger RNA. RefSeq lists its product as uncharacterized. The record is from RefSeq and is a predicted model, not a curated record. The transcript is spliced from 2 exons. NCBI's taxonomy places the organism in Eukaryota, Fungi, Basidiomycota, Agaricomycetes, Agaricales, Physalacriaceae. The coding region runs from base 1 to 639 and encodes 212 amino acids.
AUGGAUUGGCCGCUAUCCCAGAAAGUUGGCGAUCUCAUCGUCGAUAUUGUAGUCGAAGAAGGCCAUUCCCUGAACCACUUUUCCCUUAUGUCUCGCGCCAUGCUGUAUCGAAUUCGUUACGCUUCCACUGCGUCACGGCACGGAACACUGGCGAGGGUCAGAAACUUUACGACACCCUCCGUGCCUCUAAGAAUAUUCGUCCCUUUGUCAAAAGACUCUUCCUGUAUGGAUUUCCCUAUGCAGAACGUCCGUCCGAGUUCCUGGAAGCCUUAUGCUCCAUGUUUUACCGCCUUGAAGGAAUUUCACAUCGAAGAUUUUUCUUGCAUCCGUCUUCCGCGCAAAUUCUUCUCACAACUCAGUAAAUGCAUCGGCAUCAGCAAGAUUACCCUCCACAAUACUGUCUUGUCAUCGUACACCGACUUCGCUUUGAUCAUUCGAGCGUUCCCGAACUUGGGAGAUCUGUAUUUGAAAUCUGUUUCUGCGACCGUUGACUCAGAAUCAUGCAGCUCUGUUCAAGACAAUUCUGUGGCUCCUACAAUCAAGACCCUCGAUAUCAACAUCUCUGAAGAAUUUUUGCUCAGAGUGUCCCGCGAUAUUCGCGAGGAGGCGGAUGCGCCCGCUGCUAUGAUACAACUCUAG